AUGUAUGGGUCGACUUUGAGUGCUAGAUCUGCUAAAUUCAGUAGGCACGAUAGAAUCAACUACCUAGAGAACUCGUUAGAGGGAGAAAUGAAAAACGUGAAGAGUGACGAAAUUUUGAUUACCACAGGAGAGUCAAAUAGGCUGCCCAUGCUCCAGUUCUUUCCUUUAGAGGAGUUCAAACGAAUGAAUUUCGAGCCGAUUGAUCUUUCUUCAAUUAAUUUCAAACUACACUCGACUCCCACGAUCAGCAAUUAUUUUGAUCUUGUCAACGAUUUAAACCUUGUUCUUCGAGUUGUGAAUGAAGAUAACCGAAAAAAAUACGGCAAACAAGUACAGUUGAAUUCACUAAUUCAAUCUAUUGAGGAAGGUGUAAGGGUUCUCUCACCCAAGGAGACUAGCUCUUACAAGGCAAAACCCACCAAGCCAGUGAAAAGUUUUAAAUUGAGUGAUUCUCCUAACUACUACGGGUCAAUGAGUGAGUCAGAAUUUACAGAAUCAUCCAGAUAA
This is a messenger RNA of Dujonia railenensis, 507 nucleotides long. NCBI's taxonomy places the organism in Eukaryota, Fungi, Ascomycota, Pichiomycetes, Serinales, Debaryomycetaceae. The record is from the annotation of a GenBank genome assembly.